Molecule: messenger RNA, 3828 nt
Organism: Spodoptera littoralis (African cotton leafworm)
Lineage: Eukaryota; Metazoa; Arthropoda; Insecta; Lepidoptera; Noctuidae
Source: the annotation of a GenBank genome assembly
AUGUCUGUGAGUGAAAAAGUGUCAUUAUCUGAUGCGCUGAGUAAUGUGGAUGUGCUGGAUGAGCUUACUUUGCCUGAUGAACAGCCAUGCAUUGAAGCGGCACCCUGCUCCAUCCUCUACCAGGCUAACUUCGACACCAACUUCGAGGACCGCAAUGGCUUCGUCACUGGUAUCGCUAAAUACAUUGAGGAGGCCACCGUACAUGCUAACUUGAACGAGCUCCUAGAAGAAGGCAACGACCACGCAGUGAUGCUGUACACGUGGCGUUGCUGCAGCCGUGCCAUCCCUCAGCCGCGCUCCAACGAACAGCCGGACAGAGUACAUAUAUAUGAGAGGACCGUGCAAGUACUGGCGCCGGAAGUUGAUAAGCUACUGCAGUUCAUGUAUUUUCAGCGCAAAGCAAUAGAGCGCUUCUGUGGCGAGGUCAGAAGACUAUGUCACGCGGAGAAGCGAAGGGAUUUCGUGUCAGAAGCAUAUCUACUCACACUGGGGAAGUUUGUCAACAUGUUCGCUGUAUUGGACGAGCUGAAGAACAUGAAGAGCUCCGUCAAGAACGAUUAUUCAACUUAUAGAAGAGCUGCACAGUUCCUGAAGGUGAUGUCAGACAGUCAGAGCCUGCAGGAGUCGCAGAACCUUUCCAUGUUCCUCGCCACCCAGAACAAAAUCAGGGACACUGUUAAAGAUGCCUUGGAGAAGAUUAACGGGUAUGAAGAGCUACUAGCAGAUGUAGUGAACAUCUGCGUUCAUAUGUUCGAGACAAAAAUGUACCUGACGCCGUCUGAAAAACAUAUGCUUGUCAAGGUAAUGGGUUUUGGUCUCUUCCUGAUGGACUCCGAGGUCUGCAACAUCAACCGCUUGGAUCAGAAAAAGAAGAUUCGUCUCGACCGCAUCGAUAGGAUCUUUAAGAACUUAGAAGUGGUGCCUCUAUUCGGUGACAUGCAGAUCGCCCCGUUCAACUACAUCAAGCGGUCUAAACACUACGAUAGUAGCAAAUGGCCCCUAUCAUCGAGCCCCAACCCUCCGUCUCCACAAGCGGAUCUGAUGGUCCACCUGCCCCAGAUCCGAGAGGAACAUCAGAACUACAUCUCCGAACUAGCCCGAUAUAGCAACGAGGUGACGACGACGUUCAAGGAGGCGGGGUCAGACGCGGAGAACAAGGCGGUGACGGAGCUGUGCCUGCGCGGGCUGCAGCUGCUGUCGUCGUGGUGCUCCGUGCUGACGGAGCUGUGCUCCUGGAAGCUCCUGCACCCCACCGACCACGCCAGCAACCCGCGCUGUCCGCCCGAUGCAGAGGAAUAUGAGAGGGCAACCCGCUACAAUUACACGUCAGAAGAAAAAUUCGCAAUGAUAGAGGUGAUAGCUAUGAUCAAAGGUCUACAAGUACUGAUGGCGCGCAUGGAGACAGUCUUCGCGGACGCGGCGCGACGCUCCAUAUACGCCGAGUUGCAGGACUUCGUUCAGCUCAAACUACGCGAGCCACUACGAAAGGCUAUCAAGAACAAGAAGGACUUGAUUCGCAGUAUAAUAGUGUCAGUGCGCGAGACGUGCGGCGACUGGGCGCGCGGCUGCGAGCCCCAGCAGGACCCCGCGCUGCGAGGGAAGAAGGACGCAGAGGCUAGCUUCACCAUCAAAGUGCCGCGCCGGAAUGUUGGUCCCUCGUCUACCCAACUAUACAUGGUGCGCACCCAACUGGAAGCCCUAAUUUCUGACAAGUCUGGCGGAAGACGUACUUUGCGCAAAGACCUGGAUGCUGGAACCCUGACGCAGAUCGAAACCUUCCAUCGACUUAGUUUCUAUUGGGGAUAUCUGCUGAAUUUAUCUGAUUCUCUACAAAAGUGUUGCGAUCUUUCCCAGCUGUGGUACCGAGAGUUCUAUCUUGAGAUGACAAUGGGACGCAAAGUGAACAAAUGCACAGUCCAUCACCAGCACAACGAGGAGUGUAACGAUUUGAUCACGAUGGAGAAACGGAUCCAGUUCCCUAUCGAGAUGUCGAUGCCCUGGAUACUGACCGACCAUAUACUCAGGACUAAGGAACCGGCUAUGAUGGAGUACGUGCUCUACCCACUAGAUUUAUACAACGACUCAGCUCAAUACGCGCUGACAGUAUUCCGGAAACAGUUUCUCUAUGACGAAGUCGAAGCGGAAGUCAAUCUAUGCUUCGAUCAGUUCGUCUAUAAACUGUCGGAGCAAGUCUAUGCUCAUUACAAACAGCUGGCUAGCAGCAUGCUCCUGGACAAGCGUUAUAGAGCAGAAUGCGCAGCCCGGGGCGCCAGUACGGGGGCGGCGCCCGGGCGCUACGCCUCGCUACUGCGCCAGCGACACGUCGCGCUGCUGGGCAGGCACGUCGACCUCUGUGCACUCGUGGCUCAGCGCAUCAAUGCAGAUAUGCAUCGGGCUUUAGACGCAGCGGUAGCCAAGUUCGAAGCCGGAGACAUUACUGGCGUAGUGGAGCUAGAAGGCCUCAUAUCAGUGAAUCGUCUAUGCCAUAAGCUCCUAAGUCGGUACCUAACCCUGGACGAUUUCGACGCCAUCCUCCGAGAGAGUGACCAUGGCGUACUGGCGCCCUACGGACGGAUCACGUUGCACGUCUUCUGGGAACUCAACUUCGAUUUCCUCCCGAAUUAUUGUUACAAUGCUGCUACGGACCGCUUCGUAAAAUGUCGCGGCAUUCAGUUCGCCGCGGGAGUGACGCGAGAGAAGCCCCAGCAGUACGGACAUGCUCUACUCUGGGGAUCCAAGCAGCUUAGUCUGGCUUAUUCCGCGCAGUAUGCUCAAUAUGUCGGCUUCGUAGGCGCCCAGCACCUGCACGCGCUGGUCCGCCUGCUGGGCUACCAGGGCGUGGCGGUGGUGGUGUCGGAGCUCCUGGACGUGGCCCGCGGCCUGCUGCACGGGACCAUCGCCCAGUUCACGCGGGCACUCGCCGCCGCCAUGCCCAGGCAUUGCAAACUGCCCCGGUAUGAUUACGGCUCCAAUGGUGUCCUAGGCUACUACCACGCCCAGUUGACAGACAUCGUGCAGUACCCAGACGCCAGAACUGAGCUGUUCCAUGCGUUCAGGGAACUUGGGAACAUCAUACUGUUCUGUAUGCUUAUAGAACAAGCUCUCAGCCAAGAAGAAGUGACGGACUUGCUUCACGCGGCGCCAUUCCAGAAUAUUCUGCCGAGACCAUUCGCUGCAGAGGGUGAAAAGCCCGAAACGAAACAGAAACGUCUCGAAGCGAAAUACGCGGCGUUGCAAAUUGUGCAGAAUGUCGACAAAUAUGGCACCGCCAAGCAAGGCCAGUUGUCUCGCGAAGGCGACCUGUUGACCCGCGAGAGGCUGUGUUGCGGCCUGUCCCUAUUCUCCGUAGUCCUGCGGCGUCUACGGGCCUGUCUGUCGGGUCCGGGCUGGCCCGCGCCGCCCGCCCCGCACCACCACGCGCCCGCCCACACAGAUGACACCAACGAGUUCCACAGAUUAUGGUCAGCUCUGCAGUUCCUUUAUUGUAUUCCCGUUGGUGAUACGCAGUUCACCGUCGAGGAACUAUUCGGCGAAGGCCUCCAUUGGGCCGGGUGUACGAUUAUAGCGUUACUGGGUCAGCAAAGAAGGUUUGAAGCCUUGGAUUUCUGCUACCAUAUCCUAAGAGUGCAGCGAGUCGACGGCAAGGAUGAGUCUGUUAAAGGCAUUCCCCUAAAACGCAUGGUCGACCGCAUCCGACGUUUCCAAGUGCUGAACUCCCAAAUAUUCGGAGUACUAGCGCGCCAUCUAGCGGCCGACGAGGAGAGAGCAGGAGUCGAACAUGUACGAUGCUUCCCACCGCCUUCUGCACCUAUACAUCAAAUGAAUUAA